GUCACUUUGAGCAUUAGGUUAUUCCAAGUUUCAGGGGAUUUCAGGGGUGACACCUUAAGACGCCAUGAAGACUGAGAUUGAUUUUGUCCUCCUGGGUCCAAGCGGCUUCCUUGGCUCUGCGAUUCUUCGUUAUUUGGAAUCCUCCGAGUUUUCGGUACAUGCAACGAGAAUACGGCUCAAGGACAGGCUUGGUCUUGAGGCCCUUUUGGACGAGAUACGUCCAAAGCUUGGCGUCAUAUGUGCCGCUGGCGAGCGCGGACGGCCCAACAUCACUUGGUGUGACUCUCAUCCUGUCGAAACUGUUGAUGCCAAUAUCACUGGACAGCUCUCAGUGGCUGCUGCUUGUUAUGAACGUGGACUGCAUGUGAUACUGCUUGGAACAGGUGCUCUUUAUGUGAGCUCAGAUCGCAAACGGAAGUUCUCCGAGAGCGAUCCACCAAACGGUGGCUCUCCAGGGGUGUAUACUGCUUUGCGGCAGAAGAUGGAGGAGUUGACAGCUUUAUUUGACAACACACUUGUCGUUAGAGUGCUCUAUCCAUUGAGCUCGGAUCUUGAUGCUCGAGGGCUCCUUGGGAAGCUUGCGCGCUUCCAGCAAGUAGACAGCGUGGAGACGUCGGUCACUGUGUUGGACGACCUGCUGCCUCUUUUGCCAGUCCUUGCACAGCGGAGAGCUGCUGGAGUUUUCAACUUUGUAAAUCCUGGCACCGUGUCCUAUCCGGAGAUUGUGUCACUUCUUUCCGAGAGGAUCUCUCCAUGUGCAGAAUGGACUCCUCCACAGAUCCGCGGACUGCUGUGCAAUGUUCGUGCUUGAGUGGACUGUUUGACAUUUAGACAAUCUCACACUGCCUCACCAAGCAAUUGCCAGGAGCAGCUGGUGGCAACAAAGCUGCAGGGGAGCUCGACACAGCUCGAUUGCAGGAUACUGUGGGGAAGCCUUUGCCACAGGCUUCCGAUUCGGCAAGACGCAUCAUCGCCGAGUUGAAAGACGAGCAGAUCAAUUGCUUCAAGCAAAGUUUGCUACCAUCACAAAGUUGAUAGGAAGCAACAGUGUGAUUAGCAACCGAUUGAUUUUGGCUUGUGGAAAAAAAAGACACUAUAUAUAUUUCAUGCAUGUAUACAUAUAAUUAUACACAUGGAAAUAUGCAAAACCUCUU
Messenger RNA from Durusdinium trenchii, 1154 nucleotides. Lineage: Eukaryota; Dinophyceae; Suessiales; Symbiodiniaceae. The record is from the annotation of a GenBank genome assembly.